This is a messenger RNA of Stylophora pistillata, 2668 nucleotides long. RefSeq lists its product as uncharacterized. Lineage: Eukaryota; Metazoa; Cnidaria; Anthozoa; Scleractinia; Pocilloporidae. The record is from RefSeq and is a predicted model, not a curated record.
CCACGUACAGUUUAGAGUUAGGGUUUUUUAAUUCGUAUCUGCUUAAAGCCAAAGAAAGGAAAAUAAGUGCUAGUAAAUGUUUAGUGCGGAUGACUUCAAUAAGCGGUCAACUGGGAGUCGCUGAAGACAAGCAUUAGCCCGGUUAUGUGACAUCUUUAUAAACGAAUCAUCGCCCUCCGUUGCGCUGCAGGCGAAUAAAGGGUGCACGAGGGCCGAACGAGAUAUGAGGAAGCCCAAGUACCUUUUUAAGCCGAGCUAGGACAAUUUCGAAAAUUAUGGGGGAAAUGGAUGAGCUACCACUGCAAGAAAUGAGUCAACUUUGGAAAAACGAAGAGUACAGGCGGUACCUUACGAUUUUCGAGAAAUGGCUUCACGAAAGCGAUUGGUCUGCAUAUCGUUCCCUAAGGGAUGAAGACAAGCAAACUAUUCGAGACCAAUCAUGUAAAGCUUUGAGUCGUUUAACAUACCUUUGGAAGUCUCACAAUCAGGAAAUUCAUUGUCUGAUACAAUCUAUUUAUUACUCAUCUGUAAAAGUCAAAUCAUUCACCAUCCGGGAAUUGCAAGUAAUUGCAUACAACGAGUAUUUGAGACGUAUUCUUUGUAGAGAAGUCAUGAGGUUUGUCGAUAUCAGCAUUCCACAAUUCAUAGAGGCCUCUGAAUUCCUGCUAGAAGAAACAUUCUUAGAACAGCAAACAUUGAAAGUGGAGCAGAACUUGAGGCAGUGUAACAACAGACCGUCAGAUGGUGAUGACUACAUUUGUGCUUUACAAAGGAUCUCCGUUGAGUUCAUGGAAACGCUGUACAUAUAUCCAUUGACUGAUGAUUAUGCGUAUCCUGAACGUGCCGGUGUCUACUUUAUAUAUUAUAUUGGUAAAACUGCGCUAUAUGACGGAGAAGUCAAGCCUUCCAUAGCCAGGCCGAUUUACGUAGGAAAGUCGAAAAAGAAUAUCUCAGAGCGCCUUAAGGACCACCGCGAAAUGAUAGAACGUGCUGUAGACUUAGAGGUGGACGAUUUCAUUGUUCGACUCAUGUUAGUGGACAUUAAAUUCUACGCUGGCUGUAUUGAGGAAAUGCUUAUAAAUUACUUCAUGCCUAAGUGGAACAAGGAGAGGGCAUGGCUCUCUUUUGGGAACGCUAGAAGCGAAACAAACAGUUGGAACAGGUAUCAUAUUCAAAACAUAAGAUAACAUUCUGAGCUUGGCCCACCACUUUGCGGAUACGACCACCCAGAAUGACUGGUCAUCAAAUAUCAGUAACAUACAUGGAGAACAUGCAUACCGAUGUUGAAGUGUAAAGGGGUAAUUGGAUUGAUGAAAUUUCUGAAACCUCACAAAACUUUAAUGAAUAUGUCUAUAAAUAAUCUUUCCAGUUUCAUUUUCAUUGUAGUAUUACUGGAACUUGAAUUUGAACGCCCAUCUUUAGCAGUGAAUUUCACUGGUCUCUCUGUCAACUGAUUCAGUUUUUUCUUUUUGCAUACUUUUUUUGUUAACAUCGGUACCCAUAUCCUCUAUUCUCUUCUCUCUCUCUAGUAGUAUUACCGCAUGGAGAAAUUAUCGAUGCUGAGGACAAAAUUUCCCUCACAGAAACAUCACUUCACGACUAGAUUUUACUUGGGCAAGAAAUUAAAUACACCUGGGGGAGGGGGGGGGAGGGACAUACACUGCUAUUUCAUCUUAACUUGGUAAUUUAAGUUUUACUUAAACAGUAUAGGCUCCAUUUCUUUCAAAAAAAAUAUUGUUUAAUCUUGGGAUUGACCUAAGGUUUUAUCGACUUUUAACACCUUGGUUUUCUUUGCCAACACUAAAUAAACCCAAGUUUUUAAAUGUUGCCACGUGUUUAUAAUUUUAAUUUGAGGCUGUUUUCAUUUGUAAAUAAGUUUCCCAAUUAACAAUACCUGAGAAAAAUUACCAUAACUCUGUACCUAGUAAAAGUGGGCUACUAUGCAAGAUCUUACUACGCUUACUAUGCGAGAUCUUAACAUUAAUUUCUUUGCAAUAACUGUAUAUUGCAAGAAGCAAUAGUUAGAUGAAUAACCCUAUGUAAGUAAAUAUAGUUUGCAAAUCUCAACAAAUACUUCGUCUGUUAAACAAGGUACACUUCUUUGAAAAAGCUGUCACAUUUUUGUGGUUUUACAGAGGUUGCUUCAAUUUUCUGGAAACUGUAACAUUUUUGAGUCCGAAAACUCUCGGGGAGGUCUUUUGGUGACGUGUGACGUUUAGUUUUACAGACUCGAUUCGUGGAAGUGAAGUAUACUGAAAGCAAACGAAACUCCAGAAAGAGCAAAGAAAAAUCCACGCAAAUGAAGUAACGAUGCGAACGAAUAUCUUUUUCGUGAAAUAAAGUUCACAAACGGAAGAAUUUUGGACUCCACAACAAAACUGUUCCUGGAUUUCUUGUUUUCCUUUAUUCACUCUGAUUGGUCAAUAGGAUUGGCCUCACCCUCUUUAGUAAUCAGAAGCAGAUCGUAAAAUCAAUCGUUCUCCCGCCUCAGGGGUGAUUUGCUUGUUUAACUUCAGAGUUAGCUCUAGGCUCUGUUGUUUAGAGGAGGGUUAAGUCUCAACCUGGGGUUAGGUAAGCCUUGGGUAAAAUUUUGGUCGCGUCGUUCGGAAGAAGGUGAACACUAACCUCAGGUUAAAAAGCAGGUUAAAUUUGACCAAUCGCGCGAGCA